CGGGAGCGCGGCAGCGCGGGCGGCGAUGGCGGCACCACGCGGGCUCCUGGCGCUGCUGCUCCUCGGCGCGACCGCGGCCGCCGUGGCGGGGACAAGUCCUGACAUCAAAGCUCAUGUCACUGAUGUUUCUGGGAAGCUGAUCCUGAGCUGUAACAUGAGUGCACCUUUCCCUGCCAUCAUGGGCCACGACUGGAUGCACGGGGACAAGAUCCUGCAGACAGACACUGACUCCAGUGCUUUCACCACUUACACCAUUGAGGGGAAGAGGGAAGAACACUCUGGAGUCUAUGAAUGUGUCUACAAAAGCAGCCCAGUGAUUAAAGGACAAGUGAAUAUUUCAGUUGCACCCCAAGUGAUGGCAUACAAGAAAUCUGAGCAUGGCAAUGAGGGGGACACAGGUGUGCUGACCUGCAAGAACCCCUCUUUCCCCCCUGUCAACUCUUGGGUCUGGUACAAAAAUGGUCAUGAGCCCAUCAUCAACGGGACUGGUCGAUACAUCAUCAAAACCAGUGGCAACAAGACUGAGCUGCGUAUCCUGAAGCUGAGCAUCGAGGAGGACACAGGGGACUAUCACUGCAACGCCACCAACUCGCAGGGCUUCGGCGGCGCCAGCGUCAGCCUGCGCGUGCGCAGCCGCCUGGCAGCUCUCUGGCCCUUCCUGGGCAUCGUGGCAGAAGUCCUGGUCCUUGUCACCAUCAUCUUCAUCUAUGAGAAGAGGAGGAAGCCAGAUGAGGUUCUGGAUGAUGAUGAUGGAGGUUCUGCACCUCUGAAAAGCAAUGCCACAAACCACAAGGACAAGAACGUCCGUCAGAGGAACGCAAACUGAGAGCAGGAGAGAGGUGACAUGUAGAUGAAGAGCUCACCUGGACUAUUUUGUUUUCUUCUAUUUUUAUUUGGGGUAAAAUAGCAUCAUGAGAGAUUUUUAGUGUGUCCUUGCAGUUCAGUUACUUCACUUCUUAAAGAACCUUCAGCUGUAGGAUCUAAAAUACACUUCUUGUUUUUUAAACUGAGUUGUGGGGGGCUUUUUCUACCUGUGAGUGUAAAUCCCUUGUUGCUGGUGAGUGCAGCUCACUGGCUGGCUCUGUCCUAGGUUGGUGUUGGUGCAGAGGGAGGGGUUGAGUGGGAACACAACUCAUUUCCUCACCUCUGGGCAGAGCAGGAUGUGUUGGGUAAGGGCUCUCCUCACCUCCUCGGGGUUUCAGGCUACUCCAGGAGCUGUUGGUAAGACCUGAAACGUGCCCAGUUCCUCCUGUGCUGCUCCACUGGCUGUGGGCAGUGUGGUCUGUGUUCCCAGCAGCUCUGUCCUGCCCUGUCUGUGUGGGAGACACUGCUCAGGUGAGCUGAUGUGACUGAAGGCUUUAGGAAGCUCGUUCAGUCUUUCCCAGCACAUGACUUGGUGCAAAGCUGAUUCCUCUGUGGUGCCAUGGCCUUUGGGGCAGCUUCCCAGGCAGCUCCAGAGCUGCUCUGAGCUCACCCUUGAACAGACAAACCAGGAUGGGGUGGGGGGAGUGUUGGAGCUGGCCUGUGGGUAAAUAGGAUUGCUGGUAACUAACUUCUUGGGUGUGGGGUUCUCUUGUCCAGUUGCUGCAGUGGGGGCAGAGUCAGGGGGCUGGGGGGCAGCUGAGCAGUGGGGUUUUGUGCUUGAGCCUGAGAGCAAACAAGUGCUCAGUGGAGUCUAAUACCUUUCUUGCUGAGUAGCAUUGAACUGUUCCAUCUGUUAACACACUUCACAAAUAAAGAUGAUUCCUCUCUCUUUUA
Molecule: messenger RNA, 1758 nt
Organism: Colius striatus (speckled mousebird)
Lineage: Eukaryota; Metazoa; Chordata; Aves; Coliiformes; Coliidae
Gene: BSG
Product: basigin (Ok blood group)
Exons: 8
Coding region: 26-826 (266 amino acids)
Biological process (GO): homophilic cell-cell adhesion; dendrite self-avoidance; axon guidance
Cellular component (GO): axon; plasma membrane
Molecular function (GO): cell-cell adhesion mediator activity
Source: RefSeq, a predicted model, not a curated record